GCGGCGUUUGUCGGCUCGGGAUGGGUCCAGGAUGUUGCUCCUUCUUCUUUUGUUGGGGUCUGGGCAGGGGCCACGGCAAGUCAGGGCGGGUCAAACGUUCGAGUACUUGAAACGGGAGCACUCGCUGUCGAAGCCCUACCAGGGUGAGGCGCCGGGGGCGAGGUGGUCGUGCUUGGGGAGAGCUUCCGGACCUGAGCUUGUCCGUAGAGGCGGGGACAGUGAAAGGCUUCAUGGCCCCGACGAUGCUGCCGGCUGUGGGUGGGGGCACCGGGGGCUCUCGUUGUGUUUGGGAGCCACGGGUAAGAAGGGCAGGGGCCCGUUUACCCUCACCCUGACCCCGGAGUUAGCCCUGGGAGUUUCCAGCAGGUCGAAGCCGCACUCUCGGAUGCCGCUAGCGCCGGGUCUGGAGGAAGGGGAGCUUAGAGUUGAACAGGAGGAAUGUGGGAAGGGGAGAGCACUGCGACCGAUGGGAGUGAUUGAGGGCCACUAGCAAUGAGCCGGGCUCCGGAUGGAGCUGUGGAUGUGCUAGAAAUAAAGCAGGCGGCAGAGGUAGGGUAGAACUUGGCCGGACUGAGAAGAUAAAAUUCUGUUGUCAGUUAAGACACGUGUUCUUCUCCAGUCCAGGAGCCCUAUUGAUGAAAGAGGCUGGUUAGCUUUGCUCUGUUUAGUGUUCGUAGGCCGCUAGGCACAGCUUAUCAACCAGAAAAUUUACACAGUUAGCUACAAAGAAGACCAAAUCAGUGUAGAUGGCUUAAUCAACACAAGUCUGUUCCCCACUGGAAGAUAUGGGGACAGCAAACAAACAAAAACACAGAGUGCAAGAGUGUAUACACUGCUGCUAAGGGUGAUUAUUUACUUAGCAGAUGCAUCCAGUGCCUUCUCGUUGCUAAUACUGUGGGUUAUACAGACACAAAGUUCUCACUCUCAAGGGGCUGAUAGUCUGAAGUAAGGAGAAAAGUAGCUUCACUCUUGGGUUGUUCAAAGAAAGAAUGUGAUUAAGCCCCAGAGCCCCAAAGGGUCAAGCUCUUUUGGUAUAACUGGGGAAACUUUUUAUUUCAUGGUGCUAAAAUUUACUCACAUACAAAAUGGGGAAGAAUGGAUCUGAGCUGUGGCUACUGUGGCAUGGAUAAAGUGACAGCUCUGAUGUGCUCUGGGGUCUUCACCUGAGAAAGUCUUUGUGAAAGGAAACUGUAAAGAUGGUAAAGAGUUGAAAUGUUAUGAGUGACAGAAGGUGGGAGAUCGAGUGACAUGAAAGGAAAAAACGGUGAUGACUCCAGCUUUCGGAGGGUCCAUGGUGGCUUUCCGAACGUGUUGGUGUUGAAGAGAAUGAACUGAUCUACUUCCUCUCCGUAGGUGUAGGCACAAGCAGUUCCUCCCUGUGGAAUCUGAUGGGCAAUGCCAUGGUGAUGACCCAAUAUAUCCGCCUUACCCCAGAUAUGCAAAGUAAACAGGGUGCCCUGUGGAACCGGGUGCUACAUUGUCUUCCUUGAGGUAUGGCGGCGAGAAGUGAAUGCAGUAUUCCUGGUGUGGCUGCACUGUGAUUUGGUACAAGUCCAUGUUUCCUGAGAGACUGGGAGUUGCAGGUGCACUUCAAAAUCCACGGACAAGGGAAGAAGAACCUGCACGGGGACGGCUUGGCGAUCUGGUACACAAAGGAUCGGAUGCAGCCAGGGCCUGUGUUUGGAAACAUGGACAAAUUUGUGGGGCUGGGAGUAUUUGUAGACACGUAUCCCAAUGAGGAGAAGCAGCAAGAGGCCCAGAAGAGACGAUAUUCUCCCGGAGUCCAGCGGGUUUUCCCCUACAUCUCAGCCAUGGUGAACAAUGGCUCCCUCAGCUAUGAUCACGAGCGGGACGGGCGGCCUACAGAGCUGGGGGGCUGUACGGCCAUUGUCCGCAAUCUCCAUUAUGACACCUUCCUUGUGAUUCGCUAUGUCAAGAGGCAUUUGACGAUAAUGAUGGACAUCGAUGGCAAGCAUGAGUGGAGGGACUGCAUAGAGGUGCCCGGUGUCCGUCUGCCCCGGGGCUACUACUUCGGCACCUCCUCCAUCACUGGGGAUCUCUCAGACAACCAUGAUGUCAUUUCCCUGAAGUUGUUUGAGCUGACGGUGGAGAGAACCCCAGAAGAGGAGAAGCUGCAUCGAGAUGUGUUCCUGCCCUCAGUGGACAACAUGAAACUGCCCGAGAUGACAGCCCCGCUGCCGCCCCUGAGUGGCCUGGCCCUCUUUCUCAUCGUCUUUUUCUCUUUGGUGUUUUCCGUAUUUGCCAUUGUCAUUGGGCUCAUACUCUACAACAAAUGGCAGGACCAGAGCCGAAAGCGCUUCUACUGAGCCCUCCUGCGAUCACGACCUCUGUGACUGUCACCCAGGAGUAUGGGAGGAGCAGGCACUGGCCUGAGCACAUAGCCAGGCGGGUCUUCUCUCGUCUCCAGCAGCUGGCCAAGGACUCGGUUCUGUCACUGGAGCUUUGAGUGCAGGGACGCUGCGUUCCCAUGGUCACCCAUGAGGACGUCUAACUCUGGAUCAGGAAGCCCACCCCCCUGGGCAAUGCUGCUGUGAUGUGCCUUUCCCCGCAGUCCUGCCACUUGGGAGCGAAGAGGGAUGGAGAGAACAUAGGCUGUCAUGAUGCCAAAACCACCGGAAAGAGUGUCAUAGCCCAGGCUGCCUUGUUGUUGGGCUCAGAGGACCCUCGUACUUCAUUCUUAAAUCUGCAAAGACUAGAAAACUGAUAACUCCUCAUACCUUCCAGCCAUCUGUCCACUGGUUUUUGCUUUUUGUCUAAGCCUCUCUCCACCUGAGGAGCUUUCCUUGGAAAUCUGGAUGGAAACUUCUUCCCUGCCUUGCCUUCCUCCCCUCCAUUCAUUGUCCUCUGCAGAUGCAACCUGAGCUGGAAAAGACAUCUGGCUGCCUCUCUCUUGGGGCCUGGGGCUACACAACAAACUUGAGUUUCACUGACCCUCAUUAGGUGGCCGUAGGGAGGGGGCAUUCUCCUGGGGCUCACGGCUCUAGCCUUUGUUCUUGCGGGUGAUCUUGGUUCUGUUGGUGUGGUCAUGACCCUCCCAAAUUAGGUCCCUUUAGGCCCUCAGCCAGGUUUGGCUGAAAGCUGGUGUGCAGGUCAAGAGAAGCUUGGGAGACGUCACGGAUGCAGUGGGACUAACUGUGAAACUGACUGCUCCACUUUUUGACACCGAAAGCAACACCUGUCACGUGAUCUGACCACGUGGAGAUGUUUCUGGACUCUCUGGAGCCUGCUUAGCUGCAUGUCUUGUGUUCAUCAUAAUUUUUGGAAGCCUACUUAGAGUGUUCAAAAUGUAAGGAAACUUUGUUCUUAUAGCCUGAGCUUGGAUACUCCCCAAAGAGGAAACCUGGCUUCUCUUUCUUAAUGGAUAAGGAAUGGUGGUUGUAAAUCUGGAAGCAGUAGACCCCCGGCAUCUGUGCCUGGAAGAGUUCAUUGUCAUUUGAGCAGCCGAGCCUGAGUGUCCUCUGUGGGUCAGCCCUGAUUCCACUGCCUUACCUGACGAGGGGUCACGUGCUGCUCACCUGUCUGCCCUGUGAUUCCAUUGCUAACAGGCCGGAGGCUCCCUGGAGGGCUUGGACUCUGAGCUCUCCUAGCUCUGUGCUUCUGUAGCCUGAGGGAAAGUCUUAACAUGGCUGAUGGAAACCAAACGUGAACUUCUGAGUGGCC
This is a messenger RNA of Globicephala melas (long-finned pilot whale), 3681 nucleotides long. RefSeq names its product lectin, mannose binding 2 like (gene LMAN2L). Gene Ontology annotation, molecular function: D-mannose binding. Lineage: Eukaryota; Metazoa; Chordata; Mammalia; Artiodactyla; Delphinidae. Gene Ontology annotation, cellular component: Golgi membrane; endoplasmic reticulum membrane; COPII-coated ER to Golgi transport vesicle. Gene Ontology annotation, biological process: endoplasmic reticulum to Golgi vesicle-mediated transport. The record is from RefSeq and is a predicted model, not a curated record.